This is a messenger RNA of Thelazia callipaeda (thelaziosis nematode), 282 nucleotides long. The record is from the annotation of a GenBank genome assembly. Lineage: Eukaryota; Metazoa; Nematoda; Chromadorea; Rhabditida; Thelaziidae.
AUGACUGAAUCUGCAUGGUCUAUAACAGGUCAGGUAAAACCAGCAUUAAUGAUACAUAUAUGGGCGCAUGCAUUUAUCGGUAAAAUUAUUUUCUUGGAUGAUGAGGAGGGUGAGAGUAGUCUGAUAAAGUAUGGCUGGUUGUCUUGUCUUUACUCCUUUUAUUUGAGGGAUGAGCCUUAUUGGAAGCAAAAGAUAAGAUGCGGUGGGAAAUCAAUCUGUCAUGAGUAUGGAGCUGGUCAUCCCAAGAAAGUAGACACCUUCAGAGUUAUUCCUGGAUGCUAA